AUGAUUGCCCACCUAAGUAAUGAUGAUGUGCCUUUUAGGCAAACGAAUACAUUGGUGGACGCGGCUCUUGCGAAACUCGGCCAGUGUGUCCCCCCGAUUGACGAUGAAAAGCACAAGGCUCGGAACGUUCAAUCUGCUUCUGCAGUGCCGCAAUGCGACGUAGAUUUAGCUACCGCGGGUAGAAGUUCGGACGCCCCGCCAAAGUCCACAGAGGGCGAAGCCCAACCGCCGCAGGAGCUCACCAACACGGAGCACUGUCCACAGAGCACUGCCGAAGAGCCACAAUCCGCAAAACAUCCCGAUACCACACAUGCAUCACAGCCAGAGCCUACCAACCAGAUGGCUAAUUCUGCCCUUCAAUUUCGGUCCGAUGGAGGCGAGUCGGAGACCGCUCCAAAACCGCUUCACCGUCAUGGACCUUACGGUGGAUCAGCUAUGGCCCAAGGUUACAACCCAAACCAAAACAGGCAACGUGCGCCCCAUCCCUAUCAUGGUUCGCCAAGGUACCGGACGAGCAGGCGCAGCACUGCUAGCGGCGCAUACCUCACCGCUGUGCCGGGCGCUGUUGCACGCCAGCCCGACAUCGCGGGAGACGACCUGUUAGCGGCGGCCUCAGCGGCGGCGAUGGCGGCGGCGAUGGGAAGCGCCAAACUAGCCACCAUCGCCGCAGCGCGACCCCCGCCGCCCCCACCUGAGGUCAGGGUGACAACCAUUCGGCCCAUCACACGAAAUAUGACGAUGCCUCGGGCUAGUGGCGGCGGCGACGGCAGCGGCGGCACUGGUGGCGGGUACGAUCGAAGCUCCGUCCUGUCGGUCGCUUCACCCCCAGCGGCUUCACUCGCCGCUACCGCCGUGGCGACGGCGGCGGCGGCGGCGGCGGCAGGGAGUGCCCGCAGCCCGUCGUCGUCUAUGGCUGUAGCGCCCCGCACGGCUAGGGCCUCGCUGCUGUCGUCACCGCCGGCGGCGGCGGCGGCGGCAGUAGAGCCGAGGUGUAGCAGCCGCAGUCCUUCUGCGUUUGCUGACGCCGCCAUUGCUACUGCCGCCGCUGCUGGAGGUCAAGCUGCCGCCGCAGCUGCGGUAGCGGCCGCCGCCGCCGCCACCGGAGGCUGUGGCGGCACAGCCGCCGCCGCCGCCGCUGGCCCUCCUCCGCUCAACGAUGAUCUGCUUGUCAGCCAUUACAAGCUGCUGGCGGAGCGGGAGCUGUUGGUGGUGGAGAUCCGCCGCCUAGCGUCCCAGGUCCAGCACCUCACCGCCCAGCAGGGUAUGCUCCAGGAGGAGCUCCAGCGGCUGCUGAACCAGAACAGCAGCCUGAACUCGGCACUCGCAUCCACAGUCACGACCUGCGAAAGUCAGGCGGAGCUUAUGGACAUUCUAAACGAGGCAGUACGGAAAACCGUACUCGUGGACGAGCACGAGAUGGCCGUGGCGAGGGCGGCAGCGGGGGCGAAGGGCGCGGCGGAGGCGGAGGCGGAGGAGUCCGGGGCCCGUGUGCUGGUGGUGUUGGCGCCGGAGGAUUCUAAGGAGGUGGUGGCGGGAGGUGAGACGGCCGGGGAGACGGCGGCGCCGGCAGCGGGGGCGGCAGUGGAUGCGGCAGUGUGA
Volvox carteri f. nagariensis is the source of this 1599-nucleotide messenger RNA. RefSeq lists its product as uncharacterized. The record is from RefSeq and is a predicted model, not a curated record. The coding region runs from base 1 to 1599 and encodes 532 amino acids. NCBI's taxonomy places the organism in Eukaryota, Viridiplantae, Chlorophyta, Chlorophyceae, Chlamydomonadales, Volvocaceae. The transcript has a single exon.